AGGGUGGGGGGAUCACUCAAAUUCUUCUUGCAUCUUGACCACGAGGAAUUUGAUUUGUAUCCGUAGCUUUGUAGAUGGCUCUUUCAGAUGGACCGAAAUGUGACGCUGAACAUAACGAAAGUAGAAAAUCGGUGCAGCAGGCUAACUAGCCCAGUUAAUCAUUGACAUUCAACGAUAACUAGCAACCAGGGAAUCCGUUCACGAUUCACUUGCAAGACUUCCAAAGGCUGUGCUAUGGGCCACUACUUGAGGAGGGGGAUAGGCUGGGACUGCCCAGAUCACCAAGGACGACACCACGUGGUUCUGACGACCCCUGGGAACGACAAGGGACACUGUGGCGGCUCCCUGCUCAGCUCCCGGUGGAUCAUUACAGCAGAACAUUGUGAUAAGAAAAACCUGGAGGCCGUAAUUGGAAAGCACCCUGCUGGACAGGGCAUUAGAAAGAACAUCGAAGCGUCAGAUAAGAAGAAGUUCAAAGACAACCAACAUAAUAUAUACCAUGAUCUUAUGCUGAUCCAGAUUAACAAUACAGACACAAAAUAUGCCGUCACUGUACCCUUACCUGAUCGCAAUGGCUGUAAUGUCCCGCCCCUUCAUGACACCUUUGACUUUGUCGGCUGGAUGACUGCAACGUGGAAUGCCAGAACAAAGGAAAAAAAUAUAUUUCAUGCUAACAAACUUCAGUGUGGGCAUCUGGAAGUUGUUGUAUGUGGAACAGCUGAAGAAUAUGCAAGCUCCACAGACCUGCAAGACUACCAGUUUCAGCAUCUUCUCUGUGGAAUGGACUCCAAGAAAGUAUGUGAUGGUUGCCAUGGCGACUCUGGUAGCAGUUUGCUUUAUGGCGGGAAGCUGCAUGGGGUUCUUGUAAUGUCGGAUGACUAUGUGUGCGGAGACACUGUAGACUUCAUGAAUAUCUGUCACUCCGAGUACAGAGAGUGGAUCUUUAAAACCACUGGCCUCUAGUAGUAUGGCCUAAAGCAACAUAUGCAUGCUUUUCAAUAGUGAUGUUCAUAGACAUGCGUUUGCUCUUGUGACUCCUUUUCUGGGUGACCUUAAAGGUUUUCAUGAAUAUUUAUAAAGUAAUACACUAAUAUGUACUAGUAUGGCCAAAGUGCUGUCAUUUUUGCAGCUAAAAUGUCUGUCUGGAAAUUCAAAAUGGCGGACCAUGGAGAAGAUCCCCUUUUUCAUGUAGGCUAUAGCCAAUAAAAAGUGCAAUUUUCCCAGUUAUAAUGAAUACUUAGAAUUUGAUGGUGGCGGUAAGUAUCAUGAAAAAGGUAACAUUAGUGAAUGGGUAACAUGAAUUC
Engraulis encrasicolus (European anchovy) is the source of this 1304-nucleotide messenger RNA. Its product is annotated as snake venom serine protease ussurin-like. The record is from RefSeq and is a predicted model, not a curated record. The transcript has 5 exons. Gene Ontology annotation, molecular function: serine-type endopeptidase activity. Gene Ontology annotation, biological process: proteolysis. The coding region runs from base 235 to 963 and encodes 242 amino acids. Lineage: Eukaryota; Metazoa; Chordata; Actinopteri; Clupeiformes; Engraulidae.